AUGGACAUUUCCGUUGUGACUGGCAAGUCUCCCAGGUCGUCCGGUCAAGGGAGACAGCAGCAUCAGGAUGAAGAUGUUGAUAUGGACAGCGGGGCACUAGGCAAUCACGUAUGCAGCCAGAUCGACACAUACCCGAGCUACGAGGAAAACGGGAGGCUAUACCAUGGCUUUCGAAGAGGAAUGUACAUGUAUCCUUGCGACGAGAAUGAGCAGGAUCGGUUGGACCUCUUCCACCGGGUGCUCUGCGUGGCCCGCAAGGAGAUACUGCAUAGCCCGAACAUCAAGAUUCCCCCAAGCAUAAUGCGCAAUCCCACUUCAAUCCAUGAUCAGGGGCCUCGGAUACUCGAUCUAGGCUGCGGAACAGGUAUCUGGGCAAUCGACAUAGCAAAAAAAUAUCCUCACGCAUAUGUGCUUGGAAUCGACCUAGCUCCUAUGCAACCCACCAAUCGACCUCCUAAUUGUGAAUUCCAAUCUCCACGGGACUUUGAGAGCCCCUGGCUUCUAGGCGAGAAUUCCUGGGAUUUUAUUCAUCUUCAGAUGGGUUGCGGGAGUGUUUCGAACUGGCCCAACUUGUACAGCAAGGUCUUUGCGCACUUGAAACCUGGAACCGGUUAUUUCGAACAGGUCGAAAUUGACUUCGAGCCGUUUACCGUCAAUGGCAUGCCAAACGAACAUCUCUCGGAAUGGUACCAGCAACUGAAGGCUGCCACAGAUAAGGCUAUGCGGCCAAUUGCUUUCAAUCGCAGCAUGAAACACACCCUGAAGGAGGCUGGAUUUGUUGAUGUCAGGCAACAUGUGGAGGGAUUGCCACUCAACGAGUGGCCAGAAGACCCGUCUGACAAGUUGGUGGGAAAGUGGUACAAUCUCGCAUUCUCAGAGAGUGCACUGACGCUCUUGCAAGGACCGCUUACUCGAAUAAGUGGAAUGUCUCUUGAUCGCAUCCAGGACUUGGCUGAUCAAGCAAUCACUCAGGCCUAUGACAAAAAUGUCCAGGCGUGGAAUCAUCUCCAGGUUUACACGGCGCGGAAACCAAGGUGA
Messenger RNA from Trichophyton rubrum CBS 118892, 1038 nucleotides. RefSeq lists its product as uncharacterized. NCBI's taxonomy places the organism in Eukaryota, Fungi, Ascomycota, Eurotiomycetes, Onygenales, Arthrodermataceae. The coding region runs from base 1 to 1038 and encodes 345 amino acids. Gene Ontology annotation, molecular function: methyltransferase activity. The record is from RefSeq and is a predicted model, not a curated record. The transcript has 3 exons.